AUGACAGCUUACGAAGUCAAGGGCAAGUUCGCCAUCGUCACCGGCGCUGGUUCUGAUGUUUCCGACUGGAACCAGAUCAGCUCACUGUGGGCUACCGCACUCGAAAUCUUCCCACAAGUUGAUAUCGUCUGCAACGGCGCUGGUGUUUAUGAGCCUCCGUCAAGCUGUUUCUGGAAUGCCCCUGGGGUUUCUCCUCUUGCCCAAGACCCCGUUGAUGCUAAAGUUGGACAAUACAAGACAUUCGCGGUCAACACGAUUGGACCGAUUCGAUUGGCUCAGAUUGCCAUUGACUAUUGGCUCCAGAACCGCAGCAUUGAGGGCAACUGUUGGUAUCCCUAUCACAGGGGAGUUGGUUCGAACCGUAGGGUCCUGGGGGUGACGAAGUAUCAAUAUCUCUACUUCCAAUCCGACAGCAACCUCCUUUGGAUCGCCAGUCUAGGCGGAUACGUCCAUUCAAUGCACACGCCCAUGUACUUUGCCAGCAAAGCUGCGAUUGUAAGCAUGGUUAAGAGUCUUGGUGGUCUCAGGAAGGAGCUGGGAAUCCGCAAUGCUGCAGUUUGCCCCGGAGCAGUUUAUACUCCUAUCUUCCACCCCGAGUAUUGCCGGGAUAGAGUCCGUCCCGAUGAUCUGACGCUCACUCCGCAGCAAUGCGCCGCUGUCCUGAUGCGUGUGCUUUGCGAACCCGAGUUUGGCGAUGGAAACGUGGCGGAGACGAUGUUGGUCGGAAGCAAGGAUGACAGCUCCGUCAGCGUCCGAGAGGUCCCACUGCAUCUGCUUUAUCCAAUAGCCGGGCCGGUGGGAUAG
Colletotrichum phormii is the source of this 804-nucleotide messenger RNA. RefSeq lists its product as uncharacterized. Bases 1 to 804 code for a protein of 267 amino acids. Lineage: Eukaryota; Fungi; Ascomycota; Sordariomycetes; Glomerellales; Glomerellaceae. The record is from RefSeq and is a predicted model, not a curated record. Gene Ontology annotation, cellular component: cytoplasm. The transcript has 4 exons. Gene Ontology annotation, molecular function: oxidoreductase activity, acting on the CH-OH group of donors, NAD or NADP as acceptor.